Messenger RNA from Rotaria socialis, 1020 nucleotides. The record is from the annotation of a GenBank genome assembly. Lineage: Eukaryota; Metazoa; Rotifera; Eurotatoria; Philodinida; Philodinidae.
AUGACAACUUCUGUACCUGACCUACCAUUUAUUCAGCAAAUGUUUACACGAUAUGGUAUGAGCACAUAUGUAGCAUUUGGAAAUUUGGGUAAUUUAUUAACUAUUGCUGCUUUUUGCCAAUGUGAACCAUGGAAAAAUCCUUGUUUACUUUAUUUAUUAUCGAUGACAAUAUGUAAUUUAAUUUGUCUUGAUGUUGGAAUAAUUCCAAUGAUAUUUUCAUUAGACCAUGUUGAUAUAUCUACUCAGUCCAUAAUUUUUUGUCAAUUACAGUUUUAUAUUCGACAUGCUUUUUUUCAAAUGAUGCGUACAUAUAAAGUUCUUGCAUGCAUGAAUCGUUUUGCUAUUUCUAGUAUGAGUGUUCGUAUUCGUUCAUUGAAUACAUAUAAAAUGGCUAUUCAUUUAAUAAUAACUUCUGCUUUGUUUUGGUUGCUGGCAGUGAUCUUUUUUAGUUAUGCCCGAACAAUUCAAAAUGGUUCGUGCAAUAUACAAAAUGGAAUUUAUUUAAUGAUUUAUACAAUUUAUUACAUACUAUCAGCUGGACUGUUUCCUCCAUUAUUGAUUGUAUUUUUCAAUACAUUAUUAAUUCGAAAUUUGAAGGGUUUGCGAGGUCGUAUUCAACCAAUAAGAGAUAAUGCAGAAAAUAAACAAUCAAAUAUUAUGCUUCGAAAACGUGAUAGAAACUUAAUGAAAAUGAUUUUUGUUGAAGUUAUGAUUUAUGUUGUGAGCACAAUGCCAUUUUCAAUUUAUCUUAUUUACAAAAUUAUAACAGAUAGUUUUACAAAAAGUCUAGAACAACAGCAAAUUGAAUCAUUUAUAAAUUAUAUUACACAAUCAUUUAUCAUGUAUUUAAAUACAGCUAUGCCAUUUUAUAUUUACAUUUUAACAUCAUCAUCAUUUAGNACUUCCGACAGUAUCCUGUCGGAAGUUGUUGGAUUCCUUGGCACAGGAUUCCGACAGGAAGUUGCUGGGUGUUGGAUCCGACGAUUUCCAAGAGCCAGAUCCGACAAUCGGAAUAUUUAG